AUAUUCUAGAUCCAGAAGCCUGUGAUUGUUCCCCAGUCCAGAAAGGUGUCACCCGAUUGUUAAAUAGAAUAACCGGGCUGCGUACAGGUGACCUCCCAUUACCUGAGCAGCCGAGCCCCUGCCCCACCCCAUGUGACAGAGGGGAGGACACGUUUUGCGUAGGAAGAGGUCACGGUGGGUGAGGGCAAACCUGGAAGUGAGAACCCCGGCAGGGCUGCUACGUCUCGUGGUGUCAGGGAGUCCCCGGACUGCUCCCACCCAACCCAGCAGAGCGGGACACCUGUCCAAACCACAUUGUGGUGGCAAUGAGUGAAUCUGUGGCUACGGAGUGCGAAUGCGGGUCAGAGGAGGAAGAAGACUUCAUGGCAGGCGGAGAUUUGGGAGAAGGUUUUGGGCGGAAACCAGGGGGUCUAUAUGAAGCACUAGAAGGACAGGUGGUCCAUACAUUCAAACUGAGAAAAGGCUCUGAAACCCAGGGCCAUUACUCUCUAAUUAAGAAGGAAGACGAUCUUGCCAUGUCGAGUUCCCACCAUGCUAAACACCGGAUGUCGGAUGAAAAAGUUCCUAAACACGGUACAGAAGGCUAUACCAGGUGCCGGCAAAACAGCAUCGAUGCUGGCUCUGAAAUAUCCAACGAUGAUCUCAGGCAGCGUCUUCAAGAAUUAACAGAGGAGGUAGAUCUUUUAAGAAUUGAGCUUGAGGCCUCUCAGCGACAGCUUGAUGGGAAGGACGAGGCACUGAAGAUCUUACAGAGUAUGGCCGUCUUUGACAAAGCGACAAGCCAUACAAAGGUGAUGCUUCAAAAAGCAGAGGAGCAGCGGCAAUCUUUGGAAAAAGAAAUAAAUGUUUUGCAGUGGGAAAUUGAGUUUGAUCAGGUCAGACUAAAAAACCAAGAAGAGUCUUGGAAGGAGAAGUACGACCGAUUAUCUUGUGAUAACGUAGCACUUAAAGAAACUCUGGAAUUACGGACAAGUGAGGUUAAGGCUCUUAAAUCUGAAAACACGAUUGUAAGCCAACGGUGCCAGGAGCUCCUUGCAAUGCUUGAUGUGAAACAGCAGAAAAUGUUCCAAGAUAACGUACCUCUUGGUAAAAGUAACUUAACAGAGGUUACGGCCCUCGAGCUGGCGGUGCUUGGGGCAUGUACCUGCAGCACGGGCGGAAAUCCCUGUUCCUGCGCCAAAAUGUCAGCAGCAACUCGAAAACAGCUUCUCCAACUCAGGCAAGAGUUUGACAUGGAGAAGAAGAGUAAGGAAGAAGCUUAUAUAAUGGCCGAUGCCUUCCGAAUCGCAUUUGAGCAGCAACUGAAACGCCGGAAUGACGAGACUCUGCCCUUGAAUGACAUAGAAAGGAUCUGUAAGAAAGGAAGCAAGCGGCUUAACAGCUGGAAACAUAUUAAAGAAGAUGGGGUUUUGUUCUCAAGAGAUAAAUAUAAAGGUUUGGGCCAAAAGCUAAAGAGCAUGUUAAUUUCUUCUGCUGACUGUAAAAACUUGGAAUCACAAGAUGACCCUCAAGAGAUCCUCAAAAUACUGAUAGGCUUGCUCAAUGAUAAAGAAGAGGCAUUAGCCCACCAAAGGAAGGUCAGCUACAUGCUUGCACGUACGAUAGAAGACAAAGCGGAGUCUUCAGAGGAGCAACACAAACCAUUUUCUGUCGCGAGAACUGCAAACCACAUCUCAUCAGAAUCUAGACAAAUUGAUCCCUACCCCUGCUUAACAAAUACUGCUACCUCUUGUGCAUGUCCUGGCAAACAAGAGAACAUUAGUGCAUACAGAAACUCUACUAGCUGCAUAGAGACUUCUUUUUCAUCGGUGGUGAAGAACAUCUCUCCUGGGAAUGGACAUCCUGAAGAUACUGAGACUGGUGCUGAUUGGGAGGUAGAAUGUACUAAAGCAGAAACUCCCAAAACAUAGGAUGUAUGAUAAUUUUACAAAUUACGGUUUUUAAUGGGUAUGACUUAUGCACAUAGAAUAAGUACAAUGUACAUAGUACAUUAACAGUCGGUUGCCUAACUUGAUUGGCCAGUAUAUAAACAUUAAUGAAAGAAUCUAUGUAUGUAAAUGGAUGAUGUAAUUGUGAUUUUUACAGUCAAAUGUCUGAUUUUUAAAGAACAAAUAUACAUGUAUUAGUAUUUGUGCCUUUAUUAAAAUUACAUACUU
Molecule: messenger RNA, 2156 nt
Organism: Spea bombifrons (plains spadefoot toad)
Lineage: Eukaryota; Metazoa; Chordata; Amphibia; Anura; Pelobatidae
Gene: CCDC125
Product: coiled-coil domain containing 125
Exons: 13
Coding region: 306-1910 (534 amino acids)
Biological process (GO): negative regulation of cell motility; negative regulation of Rho protein signal transduction
Cellular component (GO): cytoplasm
Source: RefSeq, a predicted model, not a curated record